CUUUUUCAGAUUGCUAAUGAAACUCCUCUUGAUGUAUUGAUGGAAACAUCAGGUACGGACAUGCUGAAUGAUUCUGAUAACAAGGCACCCAUCAGUCCUUUGCAUUUGGCUGCUUACCAUGGACACCACCAGGCACUGGAGGUACUGGUACAGUCUCUCCUAGAUUUGGAUGUGAGAAAUAAUAAUGGUCGCACACCGUUGGAUCUAGCAGCUUUCAAAGGACAUGUAGAGUGUGUGGAUGUAUUAAUCAAUCAGGGAGCAUCCAUUCUUGUUAAAGAUUUUGUGACUAAAAGAACCCCAAUUCAUGCUGCAGCAACAAAUGGUCAUUCAGAAUGCCUGCGGCUCCUAAUAGGUAAUACUGACCUCUACACGGCAGUGGACAUUCAAGAUGGAAAUGGACAAACUCCUCUGAUGCUCUCUGUUUUAAAUGGACAUACGGACUGUGUAUGCUCACUUCUUAAGGGUGCAAAUGUAGAUGCCAAAGACAAAUGGGGGAGAACUGCAUUACACAGAGGGGCAGUAACUGGUCACGAAGAGUGCGUGGAAGCUUUACUUCAACACAAUGCUAACUUUUUAAUUCGGGACUGCAAGGGCCGCACGUCCCUGCACUUGGCAGCUGCUUGCGGGCAUGUAGGAGUACUUGGGGCAUUGCUUCAAGCUGCAUCCUCAAUGGAUAUUGUUCCUACAGUUUCAGACAAUCACGGUUACACACCUCUGCACUGGGCUUGUUAUAAUGGUCACGAUACCUGUGUAGAACUUCUGCUGGAACAGGAGGUUUUUCAAAAACUGGAUGGUAACUCUUUUAAUCCAUUGCAUUGUGCUGUAAUAAAUGACAAUGAAGGUUCAGCAGAAAUGUUAAUAGAUGUUCUAGGUGCUAGUAUUGUAAACUCUACAGAUGGAAAAGGAAGAACACCUCUUCAUGCAGCAGCUUUCACAGAUCAUGUUGAAUGUUUACAACUUCUACUCAGCCAUAAUGCUCAAGUAAACACUGCAGAUUUAACAGGGAAAACGCCAAUAAUGAUGGCAGCGGAAAAUGGGCAAACUAAUGCAGUUGAAGUACUGGUCAGCAGUGCAAAGGCCAAUUUGACCCUUCAGGAUAUGAACAAGAAUACAGCCCUCCACUUAGCUUGUAGCAAGGGCCAUGAAACUAGUGCCUUGUUAAUACUGGAGAAGAUUACUGACAGGAGCCUCAUAAAUUCAACAAAUACUUCAUUACAAACGCCACUGCAUGUUGCUGCACGUAAUGGGCUAACGGUAGUUGUGCAAGAGCUUCUGAGCAAAGGAGCUAGUGUACUUGCUGUAGAUGAGAAUGGAUACACACCUGCCUUGGCUUGUGCUCCAAAUAAAGAUGUGGCAGACUGCUUAGCCCUCAUUCUGGCCACCAUGAUGCCUGUUUCAUCCAGCAGCACUUUACCCACUCUCAGCUUUAAUGCCAUUAAUCACUACAAUAAUCCUUCGAAGACUGUGUCCUUUGACUCUUUACCAAUAAUGAGAAGUGAUCAUAGCUCUUUCUGCAGUUUGAACAGUAUAGGAAGGGAAGAUGGUUACCCUUAUACUGAAGAUGACGAACUAAAUGAUUCUGAUUCAGAGACCUACUGAAGACACUGACUUGAACUUUCAUGAUGAAAGCCCUUGAAGCAUGCCCAUAGAUCGAUGGGUUUUUUUUUAGAUGAACGCCUUCUGAACUCCCUCAGCCAAGUGGAGGAAUUACAUUAUAGGUUUAAAGUUGAAUUUAUCAAAAAAAAGACACAGAAGAAUGCAGGUCUAUGGAACAAGAAACAAGCAGCUCCGAGCUUGUAAACAAUGUAGGAAACUAUGGACAAAGUUGAUGGAUGCCAAUGUUGUGUUAUUUUAAUGCUCUUUAUUUCCAGUGCCAGGAUCCAUUUCAACAGCAUACACUGGUUAAUGGUUUGAAUGAGAAGACUUUUCAGUGCUGGGUGAAAUAGCACUACUAAAAUUAAUGGGGACGUCCAAUCAAAAAUUCCCAAGUCUUAUUGAAUUUAAUAAAGAAAAUGGUGUAAAAAGAUUGGUGUAUAUCACAUCAUUCGCUUGCAUGAUGAUUUGCCAAAGGGACCAAACAAACUGACUUUAAAAGAAUAAUCUUAUGUAAAAACAAAAUACAAAUAUUAGAGAGCUGUAAUUCAUUCUCAACCUGCAAGUUUAAAAACUUUGCUUUAACAGUAUUAAAGUAAACCGUUCAGAGAUUUUGAUGUACAUUUGUUGAUCAAUUCUAGAUCUUACUAGAUUUGCAUGAGUAUAGUAAAGGCAUUGUGUUAGAGUAGGGAGGGAAAGGGAAGAGAAAACUGAAACCUAUUUUUGAACCAACAGAAAAUGCCCCUUUCCUACUUUUCUAGUUUGGCAUAAGACCAACAGACAUGGUGCAGUUAGGGUGAUGGUUAAUUAAAUAUUAAAAUCAACCAAGUUGUUGUGGAGAGCCACCCAUUCCUUUUGCAAUUUUUCAAACCCAAAUUUUACCAGUGUAUUUUAUAAUAUAAUUGGUAUUUUAAAAUAGAUUUGUAGGUGUGGAAGCCAUCUAUACCACAAGUCUCAGAAAGUAAGAUUUCCUGGACUUUGCAAUAUACUGGACUUUAGUUUUUAAUUGACAUUCACCUUCUAGAUGGUUAACUGUAUUACAGUUAUUUCAGCUACAUUUGUACAACUGUUUGUUUGGUUUUCAAUUUUUUCAGUGCCUUCAUUGUUGUCUGUUUCAUAGUUAUGGAUGUACAUCAGGGAGGAGACAUAUGAAGUCAUUAUAAUUGAGACUUCUUUCCAUGUUGUGAACUUACUUUUCAGUACCCAUUUGGCAUAGCUAAAAUGUUGCAGCUCUUCAGUAAUUUGCUUCAGGAUACUUUGAACUGGUUUGACAGGUGUUUGGGCAGAACUUAUCCAGUAUUUCAUGACAGGCAUAUAUUUUCAGUUGAAGCAGGCAGUAUCUUCAUACUGUGUUGCACGAUUGAAGUAUGAUAGCCCUGCAUUUGGUUCUGUAAAGUCAGAAUAAGCUGUGUCUGAAGGAUUUCUACCUGUUACUUGUCAAAAUGAAACUACUUUUUUUUUUAAGUACACUACUUGGUACAAAUUAAUUUUGUUAAUAUAGUGCUCCUGAAAUGUAUUCAUUCCAAACAGCAGGCCUGGAGUGCACAAUAAAUGGCUGAUUUUGAUUCAGUUUAGUCCUUUUAAAUCACUACAUUCUUAACAGUUUAUUGUUGCAUUUCAUUCAGCAGUUUCUUUACUUAGUUGUUUAAUGUCAACUACUGUGUGACUUUUACCUAUUUUGGCACUUUUUCAGUUGGUGUGACUUUCAGCAGUCUUGGAUAAAGGCCCUUAAAAACAGUUCCAUCAGACCAUGGUAUUUUAAUAACUGGAAUCCUUUAAAGUGCAAACUGAUUUCUCAAAGUUUUGAAAUAUGAAAUGGGACAAAAUCUGUGCUGUUUUAAUGUAUUUCUGAUUUGUUUUAUUUCUUUUGAAGAGGUUAAGAUUAUAGCAUGUAUAUAGAAAUUGUGACUGCUUGGUUACCUACCUGCAUUCUUUAAAUACUUUGCUGAGAUUAUUGUAUAUUUUAUGGAUAAUAAAACAAAAAUGUGAGUUGUAUGUAA
Molecule: messenger RNA, 3593 nt
Organism: Chiloscyllium plagiosum (whitespotted bambooshark)
Lineage: Eukaryota; Metazoa; Chordata; Chondrichthyes; Orectolobiformes; Hemiscylliidae
Source: RefSeq, a predicted model, not a curated record